AUGACUUGUACCAUGACGACGGAUUCUCCUACAACCAUUACUGCUACUACUACUAGUAGUCUGACAAGGACAAUGAUUGGAUUGUUGGUGUUGGUGUUAGUGUCCCUGACAGGAGUGUCCUUGUGGUACAACAACAACAACAACAACAACAACAACAACAACAACAACAACAACAACAACAACAACAACAACAACAAUGACACUGCUGCGUCAUUAAGUUUUCGUCGAGAUCUUCAAAAACCUCGCAUCAUGGGAGGCACCCCCGUGACAUCCACGGCGGUCUAUCCGUUCUUUGCCUAUUGGGAUGUAGGUUGCGGUGCGACCUUGGUGGCUCCGGAUAUGCUGCUGUCGGCGGCGCAUUGUUACAUUGACGAAGGACGCACGGAUGAUCGAGGCCGGGUCUACUUGGGAUCUCUGGACUAUCUGGGCGGCACUGCCUACGAUGUGGUCGACGUGUUCCCGCAUCCACGGUUCAACAAGGACUACUAUUACGAACCCAAAAAUGAUUUCCUCUUGUUGAAAAUCAACGAGACCAUUCCAGACAUUACACCGGUAGCACUCAAUGACAAUCCACUCUUUCCCUCUACGGAAAAUGACUUGUUGACAGUGAUUGGCUUUGGAUCGCUCGAUGAAGGAGAAAAGGAUUGGCCCGAUACACUGCAGCAAGUUAUGCUGCCGUAUCAUCCCACUCCCAUUUGUCAAAUUGCCUGGCAAGGGUCCACCAUUACCGACGCUGAACUCUGUACCCUUCAUCCCGGGGGUGGUAAGGAUUCGUGUUAUGGAGAUUCGGGAGGACCACUGCUUGCACUGGAUCCAACAACGCAACAGGGAUGGAUUCAAGUGGGUAUGGUCAGUUGGGGGGAUGGUUGCGGCCUUGCCGAUGCCCCCGCCGUGGCAGCACGAGUAUCGGCCGUGACAGAAUCCUGGAUUCGACCCCAAGUGUGCUUACUCAGUCAAGUACCACCGGCAUAUUGUCAAGAGUACCAUGCCGACUUGCCACUCUCUCUUCGCAUUGAUAUUCUAUCCUCUUCUGCUGCUCCAUGGCAAGAACAAAACAUUUCCUGGGGAUUGUAUCAACUCUAUCCACCCAUGACUAUUUACCAAGUCGAUACCAGUGGGGUUGUCGCCGCGAAUGUUCCUCCACCGUUGCCACCCGCGCCAGACAAUCCGGGCUUUAUUGCAUUGACUCGGAAAAAAGACGAAGAAGAAGAAGAACAAUUGGCAGCCUUUCGAGAAGAACUGUACACGACAUUCUACUUUCCCAAUCUACCGCCAUCCCUCUUUUACUUUCGCAUUCAACAAGAUGUCCAAGAUCUAGCGACCAAGGGUACCAUGCAGCACUAUCGGGUCGUCCAAGGACACAACUUUACCCAUCGAUCGUGGUUGGAACAUGCCUGGAAGGAUGUGCUAGUCACCAAUGACAAUUUUCAUGGAUUCGAUGAUGUCUACAUGGAUCUACAACCCACGCGGCCUCUGUCCGAUGUGGUCUUGCCCAUGACCGACACAAUCCCACCCGCUGCACAAACAGUCAAUGUAACAAUGGAUGUCUUUUACGACGCGGCACCCCUCGAAACGGCAUGGGAAGUACGGAAUAUGCUCACGGAUCAAAUCAUUACGAUUGUGCGACAAGGAUCGCAGACGGAAUCGGGAUUGAUUUCCUAUCAGCUACCAAGUGUUCCCAUGGCCACGCCGUUGCAAUUCCGCAUGUGGGACCAAGCCGGAAAUGGCAUGUCGACAGGAGGAUGGGUGGAAUUGUGGGCCGGUGUACGGAAAAUGUGGGAAUUCGAUGGGGUCUUUGCAUUUGAACAUUCCAUGUUGUUUGAAAUAGUCUAA
Seminavis robusta is the source of this 1833-nucleotide messenger RNA. NCBI's taxonomy places the organism in Eukaryota, Bacillariophyta, Bacillariophyceae, Naviculales, Naviculaceae. The record is from the annotation of a GenBank genome assembly.